This is a messenger RNA of Fimicolochytrium jonesii, 1065 nucleotides long. Its product is annotated as thioredoxin-like protein. Bases 206 to 967 code for a protein of 253 amino acids. Lineage: Eukaryota; Fungi; Chytridiomycota; Chytridiomycetes; Spizellomycetales; Powellomycetaceae. Gene Ontology annotation, cellular component: cytosol. Gene Ontology annotation, biological process: hydrogen peroxide catabolic process; cellular response to stress; cell redox homeostasis. The transcript is spliced from 7 exons. The record is from RefSeq and is a predicted model, not a curated record. Gene Ontology annotation, molecular function: thioredoxin peroxidase activity.
UUCUGUCCCUGAAGCCCGAGGAUGGAAGCCCUGAACUCCCUAGUGCGGCACCCCACCAUAUGAUAACGCGAUUUUCGAGAACGAAAAAGUGUAUGGUAGAUGUCUUGUCGGUAUCUGUCAUGUUGAGGAUUGAGAUCAAACCUACGCGUUUUCGCAUUUUCUCCCAAUCCCAUUCCACAAUUCUUCUUCGGUCCCAGCUGCCAAAAUGAUCCCCACCAUCCUCCGCACUGCCUUCCGCCGCACCGCCCCCCGUCUGGCUCUCGGCCAGGCCCGCCUGCCCCUCGCUCGACAGGCAUGCCCAGCUGCCGCACGGGCCUUCAGCGUCAGUUCUUUCCAGCGCACUUUUGCAUCGGAUUAUGAAGAAGCCCCCUCACAAGCAACAGUCGGCCUCCCCGCCCCGGGCUUUCGCGCGCAAGCUGUCGUGAACGGCGAGUUCAAGACGGUGUCGCUCGAGGAUUAUAAGGGAAAAUACGUCGUGUUGUUUUUCUAUCCGAUGGAUUUUACUUUCGUUUGCCCAACGGAGAUCAUUGCCUUCAGCGAACGCAUUGAAGAGUUCCGAGCUUUGAACGCCGAGGUGAUCGGUGCGAGCACGGAUACGAGGUUUUCGCAUUUGGCGUGGACGCAGAUGCCGCGCAAGCAGGGUGGGCUUGGUGAAAUGAAGAUCCCACUCAUCGCGGACCCUACCAAGGACCUCGCGCAUGACUACGGCGUCUUGAUCCAGCAAGGAGACGAUGCAGGUGUGGCGCUGCGGGGCACCUUCAUUAUCGAUCCUCAGGGCAAGCUGCGAAUUGCACACAUCAACGACCUUCCCAUCGGGCGCAAUGUUGACGAGUAUCUCCGGUUGGUGGAGGCGUUGACCAUCCACGCCGAGGUGGGCGAGGUAUGCCCGGCGAAUUGGUCGAAGGGGUCCGACACUAUGAAGGCAGAUCCGAACGGAUCCAAGGAGUACUUUGGGAAGAAGAAUUGAGCAGUAGCGUUAGCGGUAGGGGAGAUCGGUACGGAGUAGCUUGCACGAGGACCUAGGUUUUGUGCAGUUCUCCAAAAGAAUAUCAAAGGCGUAGCAGG